Molecule: messenger RNA, 6550 nt
Organism: Oncorhynchus keta (chum salmon)
Lineage: Eukaryota; Metazoa; Chordata; Actinopteri; Salmoniformes; Salmonidae
Product: transcription factor p65-like
Exons: 11
Coding region: 157-1998 (613 amino acids)
Biological process (GO): inflammatory response; non-canonical NF-kappaB signal transduction; canonical NF-kappaB signal transduction
Cellular component (GO): cytoplasm
Molecular function (GO): RNA polymerase II cis-regulatory region sequence-specific DNA binding; DNA-binding transcription factor activity, RNA polymerase II-specific
Source: RefSeq, a predicted model, not a curated record
AGGGGGAGGUGGUAAGUUGCAUUGGAGUCUCGAAGUUGGGGGUGGCGAGAGGGAGGCGAGAGAACAAGCUGUCAAGAGAAGGUGACACGGUGUUUAAGGGACAAACAACCUAUAGAGAAAAGGCUAUUCGAUUAAUCACGGUGGCCGACGUUGGAAAUGGAUGGAAUUUAUGGAUGGGAACAGCCCCCUUUGAACCAAGGUAAUCCCUUCAUUGAGAUCAUUGAACAGCCCAAGCAGAGGGGCAUGAGGUUCAGGUACAAGUGUGAGGGGCGCUCUGCGGGAAGCACCCCGGGAGAGAAGAGCAAUGACACCACCAAGACACACCCCGCCAUUAAGGUGCACAACUACAAUGGCCCCCUGCGUGUCCGCGUCUCCUUGGUGACCAAGAACCCACCUCACAAGCCCCACCCCCACGAACUGGUGGGGAAAGACUGCAAACAUGGUUACUAUGAGGCAGACCUGCAGGAGAGACGAGUGCACAGUUUUCAGAACCUGGGCAUUCAGUGUGUGAAGAAAAAGGAUGUGGCCGAGGCAGUUUCCUGUAGGCUGCAGACCCAAAACAACCCCUUCAACAUUCCCGAGGCAAACAUGUGGGAGGAGUUUGACCUAAAUGCAGUGAGGCUGUGUUUCCAGGCCUCGAUCACUCUGCCUACCGGGGAACUCUGCCCUCUGGAGCCUGUGGUGUCCCAGCCCAUCUAUGACAACAGAGCACCCAACACAGCAGAACUGAAGAUCUGUCGAGUGAACAGAAACUCUGGAAGCUGCAUAGGGGGGGAUGAGAUCUUCUUACUUUGUGACAAAGUGCAAAAAGAGGACAUCGAGGUGCGGUUCUUCCAGGGCUCGUGGGAGGGGAAGGGCACCUUCUCCCAGGCGGACGUACACAGGCAGGUGGCCAUUGUGUUCUGCACCCCGCCCUACUGCGACACCAACCUGACCGAGCCAAUCCGAGUGAAGAUGCAGCUCCGCAGGCCCUCGGAUCGUGAGGUCAGCGAGCCAAUGGACUUCCAGUUCCUGCCCUCCGACCCAGAUGAAUAUAGACUGAUGGAGAAGAGAAAACGGACAGAGGGAAUGUUACAGAAUCUGAAGCUGGGGUCCCUGAUGUCGGGGACCAUGCCAGCAGAGACGAGGCCGUUCAACAUUGCCAGGAGAACAGUCACCGCCAAGCCAGCAGCUAGCCAGCCUGUGAUGAACCCAGUGGCGCCCCCUAGUGCCUUCUCUGUGAAGCCCCAGCCCUACUACAACGGCCCCCAGCCAGGCAAGUUGUUUCAAACCCAGCCCAAAGCAGAAGCCUCCUCCACCGCAGCCGAGACCUGGAAGUUCCUCAACAGCCUGACUCUGGACUCCCAGCCCAAAGCCACCCCCGUGGCCAGCUUCACCACCAACCCCCAGGCCUCUGCAGCCACAGCCGCCUCCUCCCAGGCCUUUCCCACCGUAAACCUGUUGGACUUCAACGGAUUCGCUUUCCACAACUUUGCUUGUCCCCAGGAGCCGGUGAGUGCAGCCCCUACACCAGAGCCCACCUCUACCUUCGGGGUCCAAGGCUCCCAGUUCAAGGUGGAUGAGGAGCUACCCGAAUUCCCCAGCUUUUCUGAGGCACAAGCGCCAGGGACUCUAGAUAGUAUAAACAUUGAAGAAUUCCAGGCUAUGCUGGGCCAGAGUUGUCUGGCUGGAGAAGGGCCAAAGAGCAGUGAGGCGUCAGCCCCUCAGGAACCCUGCCACUUACCCUCCACCAACACUGUGGCCAACAACGCGGCCCAGAACCAAGCAGACCCAGCCAACCACCACACCGGCUGUGGCGGCAGCACCUGGAUGAACUACCCCAACAGCAUUGUCAGCCUGCUCCAGAACGAGGGCAUGAUGGAGAGUUCCCCCGGCAACGCCAGCCAGCCGGCCGCCCUUGACGACCUGGACGUCUUAAGCUCCAUGGACGAAGACCGUCUCAUGUCCAUCCUGAACAGUGGCAACCAAUACAGUUUUGUGCCCGGACAUCAGACCUAAGAGACUACCGUGUGAUUUGACUGACAUGUUUACUGACAUAAUCCCCCUGGUAGACUACUUUUAUCUGUGCCCUUGAGACCCUGGGCCUGGUUGCAUAAAACAACUUAAGUUAAUUUCCCCCUUGUAUUUUCCUGUAACUUUAAGUCAGUUGCACAAGAUGUGUGAAUUUUCCCUGUUUUAAAUUAAGUACAAAAGUUAAGGGUGUCCACGAGGUCCCUUAACUGCCUCAUUAUGUAUGGUUGUCAAUGGAAACGACAUGUAUAGAGGUGAAUGUCGAUUUUCAUCUGCUCUGGUUACAAAAGGAAAACGUCAACCAGCUAGCUACUUAGCUAAACAAUGGAAGGUGCACGAUCCAUGGCUACAAAGCUAGCUGGCUAGUUAGCUCCAGCUACAGUGGGGCAAAAAAGUAUUUAGUCAGCCACCAAUUGUGCAAGUUCUCCCACUUAAAAAGACGAGAGGCCUGUAUUUUCGUCAUAGGUACACUUCAACUAUGACCGACAAAAUGAGAAAGAAAAUCCAGAAAAUCACAUUGUAGGAUUUUUAAUGAAUUUAUUUGCAAAUUAUGGUGGAAAAUAAGUAUUUGGUCAAUAACAAAAGUUUAUCUCAAUACUUUGUUAUAUACCCUUUGUUGGCAAUGAGAGGUCAAAGAGUUUUCUGUAAGUCUUCACAAGGUUUUCACACACUGUUGCUGGUAUUUUGGCCCAUUUCUCCAUGCAGAUCUCCUCUAGAGCAGUGAUGUUUUGGGGCUGUUGCUGGGCAACACAGACUUUUAACUCCCUCCAAAGAUUUUCUUUGGGGUUGAGAUCUGGAGACUGGCCAGGCCACUCCAGGACCUUGAAAUGCUUCUUACGAAGCCACUCCUUUGUUGCCGGGGCGGUGUGUUUGGGAUCAAUUGUCAUGCUGAAAGACCCAGCCACGUUUCAUCUUCAAUGCCCUUGCUGAUGGAAGGAGGUUUUCACUCAAAAUCUCACGAUACAUGGCCCCAUUCAUUCUUUCCUUUACACAGAUCAGUCGUCCUUGUCCCUUUGCAGAAAAACAGCCCCAAAGCACGAUGUUUCCACCCCCAUGCUUCACAGUAGGUAUGGUGUUCUUUGGAUGCAACUCAGCAUUCUUUGUUCUCCAAACACGACGAGUUGAGUUUUUACCAAAAAGUUAUAUUUUGGUUUCAUCUGACCAUAUGACAUUUUCCCAAUCUUCUUCUGGAUCAUCCAAAUGCUCUCUAGCAAACUUCAGACGGGUCUGGACAUGUACUGGCUUAAGCAGGGGGACACGUCUGACACUGCAGGAUUUGAGUCCCUGGCAGCGUAGGGUGUUACUGAUGGUAGGCUUUGUUACUUUGGUCCCAGCUCUCUGCAGGUCAUUCACUAGGUUUCCCCUGUGUGGUUCUGAGAUUUUUGCUCACCGUUCCUGUGAUCAUAUUGACCCCACGGCGUGAGUCUUGCUCCAGAUCGAGGGAGAUUAUCAGUGGUCUUGUAAGUCUUCCAUUUCCUAAUAAUUGCUCCCACAGUUGAUUUCUUCAAACCAAGCUGCUUACCUAUUGCAGAUUCAGUCUUCCCAGCCUUCCCAGUCUUGGCCAUAGUGGAGUUUGGAGUGUGACUGUUUGAGGUUGUGGACAGGUGUCUUUUAUACUGAUAACAAGUUCAAACAGGUGUCAUUAAUACAGGUAACGAGUGGAGGACAGAUGAGCCUCUUAAAGAAGAGGUCUGUGAGAGCCAGAAAUCUUGCUUGUUUGUAGGUGACCAAAUACUUAUUUUCCACCAUAAUUUGCAAAUAAAUUCAUUAAAAAUCCUACAAUGUGAUUUCCUGGAUUUUUUUCUCUCAUUUCGUCUGACAUAGUUGAAGUGUACCCAUGAUGAAAAUUACAGGCCUCUCUCAUCUUUUUAAGUGGGAGAACUUGCACAAUUGGUGGCUGACUAAAUACUUUUUUGCCCCACUGUACUCUGUAAGCUAGCUUGACGCACAAGAAAAUAAUAUAAACAAGUUGAGAAAAAAAGUAACUACAAGGAAGUGGUUUAUUACCUGAAGCAAUUUGGUUAUCCUGUGUUGAUUGUAAGUUCUAUUUUGCCAUCUCACAAAAUGAAAGCGAUCUCUUUGAGAUGUUUAGUCAGUGACUCAGGCCAUCUCCAUGGUAACCAGAUACUCCUUCCCCUAUACGUGCCUUCAAACGACCCUAAAACCCCUUAAGUAUGCCCUUAACUAAGGAAAUAUUUGAGCGGCUCUAUGCAACGCCCUUAAACAAUUCCCUUAGGUAAGGGGAAAUUAGUCCAAAAGGUAAAACCUUACGGGAAACACUUAAGAUUUAUGCAACUGGCCCAGCUCCCUUCCAACCCAACUUCCCUUUGUACCUUUUGUGCUAUUCUAAAGGGCUUCAAAGGACAGUCAUUUGAAGGCUGGCAAAUAGAAGAGUCUGAAAGUGAUGCUUUCUGCUCUCUUCCCUAUGUGGAUUGUGGACAUGCUUAUUAGGACAGCUGCAGAACCCUGCCUGUACACAAUUAACAGAGGGAAGGGAGAGCUACAGGGAAGUAGCCCGUUUUGUAUCUGCCAGUAUGUGAGCAAUUGCAACGCCCGAGGAUGAGCUGAAGCGUCCCUUUUUGUCACCCCUAAAGAUACACCCCCACUGGGUUGUGUAUAAGCCCAGGCUUGUUUCUGAUCUCCAAAGGCAGUGGCAUUUCCUUCUGGUCCCAAUGGAGCUUCAGGGUUUCUAAAUGACUCCACUUCAAUCAUUCAGUUAGAGAAUAGGACGAAAUCAAUUCAAACGUGAAAAGUUUAAGUUUGAUUUAGUCAUGUUCGUCCUCUAAAUAGCAUUACAUUUGAAAUCAAACCAGAGCUUGAAAGCCUAGGCCUUUUUGUAUGGUCUAUUUUUAGUUGAAUUAUGUGUUGAAUUCCAACCAUGGCUCUUGAUGCGUUUGCAGAUGCUAUACAGGCCUAAAUAGCAUCAUUGAUGAUAAAAGCGAUAAAGUAUGGUCACAUUUAAUUUGCUCUUUUAAACCUACUCUUUGGAAUGACGUAUAGCAACAGUGAAUCUAUUUAGUUUUAAAGUGGAGAUCUCGCAGCAAUCAUUCUCACGAACAGCACAUUGGUAAUAGUCGGUGUCAAACAUAGCUAAUCAGGGCUGGGCUUGGUUAAAACCCUGGAUGGGAGACCAAAGGGUAGCUUUGAUGGAUCAAUUCUCUAGUAGGAGGUGCUGCCCAGCCUGUUGUUUUUACUUAUACGUUAAAGAUCUGACAUUGUUUUAACUUCCAACAUUUUAUACAAGGUUUGUUGUAUAUGUUGAAAUUUGAUGACAUAAUCCUGUGGUUGAAAUGUUGAUUCAACCAGUUUGUGCCCUGUGGGUAUUGGCUAAAUAUUCGAGGUAAGGAGAAAUUGCUGAGCCAACAGACCAGGAGUUGAACCUGCCAACCAAUCAAUUGAUCACAAAAUGUGACCAUUAUUCUAUUAUGGGGAGAAGGGUGAGUUUAGCAUUUUCCCCACUUACCUUUGAGUGGGUAUACUAAAGUAGUGGAAUAUCACCAUAAAGCAAGAUUGCAAUUUCAAUGUACAUAAGCCUUAGGUGAUGAUAUACACAGAGUAUACAAAACAUUAGGAACACCUUCCUACUAUUGAGUUGCACCCCCCCCUCCCCCUUUUACCCUCGGAAACAGCCUCAAUUCGUCAGGGCAUGGACCCCACAAGGUGUCAAGCGUUCCACAGGGAUGCUGGCCCAUGUUGAUUCCAAUGCUUCCCACAGUCGUGUCAAGUUGGCUGGAUGUCCUUUGGGUGGUGGACCAUUCUUGAUACACACCACACUGGAAAGUGUUGAGCGUGGAAAAACCUGCAGCAUGGCAUUUCUUGACAAAAAAACGGUGUGCCUGGCACCAUACCACAUUCAAAGGCGCUUACAUUUUGUCUUGCCCAUUCACCCUCCGAAUGGCUCACAUACACAAUCCAUGUCUCAAGGCUUAAAAAUCCUUCUUUACCCUGUCUCCUACCCUUCAUCUACACUGAUUUUGACGUGGAUUUAACAGGUGGCAUCAAUAUGGGAUCAUAGCUUUCACCUGAUUUGUCUUAUGUCAUGGAAAGAGCCAGUGUUCUUAAUGUUUUGUAUACUCUGUGUACGUGACCUAUAGUACUCACCUUGAUGACGGGAUAUCUUAACGUUAUGUACAGCCUUACCAUGUCAACAUCUGCAAGUAUAACUUGUCAUUUUAGGUUAAAAUGUUCAAUACAUCUUUGGAACUGGAAGGAUAUUGCUGUUUAUAAAUGUACAAUAUGUUAGAAUGUAUUAGAUGCAUUGUUAAUAUCAGUUAAAAAGAACUCUUUCCAUAUCAUGUUAGUUUUGAGUCAGUAUCUCAAUAUAUUUCUGUCCAUCACUAUGUCUAUGCUUAUUCUCAGUGCAGUUUUCAUUAUUACAUUUUGCUGUAUGGUAUAUGAACAUCAGUGGCAGUUUAUUUUACAUGGUCAAUUAGCACGUUUAAACCAUAACCUUGUACUUAUUCAGUGCUGCUUUAAUGAAAAAUGUCAUAUUUUGUACAAGUAUAAAGUACCAGUCAAAAGUUUGGACACAACUACCCAA